GGGUGGCGCAGGGCAGGGGUGGUAUAUCCUGUCUGACGGAGGGCGGGUCCGGCCAGUGCCUACUGAGGGACGAGCCGGGGCGGAGGCGCCAGGAGCAGCAGCCGGGAGCCCUCACGCGGACCAGCGCUCUAUGGCCAUAGGAAGCCGCUGAGAGGAGAACACGCGCUCGCACCCCGGCUUGCACUCUCGCUCCCCUGGCCUGCGCUUGCACUCUCGGCUUCCCUGGCCCGCGCCUCCCGCCACCAUGAACCACUCGCCGCUCAAGACCGCGCUGGCGUACGAAUGCUUCCAGGACCAGGACAACUCCACGCUCGCUUUGCCCUCUGAUCAAAAGAUGAAAACCGGCACGUCCGGCAGACAGCGUGUGCAGGAGCAGGUGAUGAUGACCGUCAAACGGCAGAAGUCCAAGUCUUCUCAGUCGUCCACCUUGAGUCACUCCAACAGAGGCUCCAUGUAUGAUGGGCUGGCUGACAAUUACAACAACUACGGCACUACGAGCAGAAGCAGCUACUUCUCCAAGUUCCAGGCAGGCAAUGGCUCGUGGGGAUAUCCGAUCUACAAUGGGACCCUCAAGCGGGAGCCGGACAACAGGCGCUUCAGCUCCUAUAGUCAGAUGGAGAACUGGAGCCGGCACUAUCCCCGAGGGAGCUGUGCCACCACGGGCGCCGCCGGCAGUGACAUCUGCUUCAUGCAGAAAAUCAAGGCGAGCCGCAGUGAGCCUGACCUCUACUGUGACCCAAGGGGCACACUGCGCAAGGGCACCCUGGGCAGCAAGGGCCAAAAGACCACCCAGAACCGGUACAGCUUUUACAGUACGUGCAGCGGCCAGAAGGCGGUCAAGAAGUGUCCCGUGCGGCCGCCCUCCUGCACCUCCAAGCAAGACCCGGUGUGUGUGCCGCCUAUCUCCUGCAACAAGGACCUGUCCUUUGGCCACUCAAGGGCCAGUUCCAAAAUCUGCAGUGAGGACAUUGAAUGUAGUGGGCUGACCAUCCCCAAGGCUGUGCAGUACCUGUGCUCCCAGGAUGAGAAGUACCAGGCCAUCGGGGCUUAUUACAUCCAGCACACCUGCUUCCAGGAUGAAUCGGCCAAGCAACAGGUCUAUCAGCUGGGGGGCAUCUGCAAGCUGGUGGACCUUCUCCGCAGCCCCAAUCAGAAUGUCCAGCAGGCUGCUGCCGGGGCCCUGCGAAACCUGGUAUUCAGAAGCACCACCAACAAGCUGGAGACCAGGAGGCAGAAUGGGAUCCGUGAGGCUGUCAGCCUCCUGAGGAGAAGCGGGAGCACGGAGAUCCAGAAACAGUUAACUGGGCUACUCUGGAACCUGUCUUCCACUGACGAGCUGAAGGAGGAGCUGGUGGCCGAUGCCCUGCCCGUCCUGACUGACCGGGUCAUCAUUCCUUUCUCUGGCUGGUGUGAUGGUAACAGCAACAUGUCCCGGGAAGUAGUGGACCCUGAGGUCUUCUUCAAUGCCACAGGCUGCUUGAGGAACCUAAGUUCAGCUGAUGCUGGCCGCCAGACUAUGAGGAACUACUCUGGGCUCAUUGACUCCCUCAUGGCCUAUGUCCAGAACUGUGUGGCUGCCAGCCGUUGUGAUGACAAGUCUGUGGAGAACUGCAUGUGUAUCCUGCAUAACCUCUCCUACCGCCUGGACGCCGAGGUGCCCACCCGUUACCGCCAGCUGGAGUACAAUACCCGCAAUGCCUACACCGAGAAGUCCUCCACUGGCUGCUUCAGCAACAGGGCUGACAAGAUGAUGAACAAUAACUAUGACUGCCCACUUCCUGAGGAAGAGACCAACCCCAAGGGGAGCAGCUGGCUGUACCACUCAGAUGCCAUCCGCACCUACCUGAACCUCAUGGGCAAGAGCAAGAAAGAUGCUACCUUGGAGGCCUGUGCUGGGGCCCUGCAGAACCUGACAGCCAGCAAGGGACUGAUGUCCAAUGGCAUGAGUCAGUUGAUUGGAAUAAAGGAGAAGGGCUUGCCACAAAUCGCUCGUCUACUGCAAUCUGGCAAUUCAGAUGUGGUGAGGUCCGGGGCCUCUCUGCUGAGCAACAUGUCUCGCCACCCUGUGCUGCACAGAGUGAUGGGAAACCAGGUGUUCCCAGAGGUAACCAGACUCCUCACUAGCCACACCGGCAAUACCAGCAACUCUGAAGAUAUCUUGUCGUCAGCCUGCUACACUGUGAGGAACCUGAUGACCUCACAGCCUCAGAUGGCCAAGCAGUACUUCUCCAACAGCAUGCUCAACAAUGUCUUCAACCUGUGCCGCAACAGUGCCUCCUCACCUAAGGCUGCAGAGGCUGCCCGGCUACUCCUGUCUGACAUGUGGGCAAGCAAGGAGCUGCAGAGUGUCCUCAGGCAGCAAGGUUUCGAUAGGAACAUGAUGGGAAAUAUAGCUGGGGCCAACAGCCUCAGAAACUUCACCUCUCGGUUCUAAGAAGAGACUAUCCAAGCAAGUUCAACUUGCAG
Messenger RNA from Arvicanthis niloticus (Nile rat), 2466 nucleotides. RefSeq names its product plakophilin 1 (gene Pkp1). Lineage: Eukaryota; Metazoa; Chordata; Mammalia; Rodentia; Muridae. Gene Ontology annotation, biological process: cell-cell adhesion. Gene Ontology annotation, molecular function: protein binding. The record is from RefSeq and is a predicted model, not a curated record. Gene Ontology annotation, cellular component: cytoplasm; plasma membrane; nucleus.